AUAGCGAACUCGGGGAAUUCGAAAUGAGCACAAACUCACAAAGUGAAGAGCCGAUUGCUAUACAGAGCCAAGAUCCUUCAACGUCGUUGCUGGUGGAGCAGAAUGAGCUAUUGGAUACCGAGUUUUCUAAGGCAUUAGAGUCGAUAGAUUCACUUAUAGCGUUAUAUUCCAUACAACCCGAUGACGAAGGCGCAAGGGAGCAGUGUUCCGAUCUGCUCAAGGCCUUGAGGCAUAACCAGCUACCUCUUGCUCAAGGAAGUGCCAAAUUACUCGAUCUUGAGAGGAGGUUCCACGAAGCGUAUAUGGACAAGCUGAAAGAGCUAUCGCUAUUGGAGGAGACUUCGUACUCACAUGUGAGUAAGAACAAUAAGAUCUUCUUUGAGCAGAGGAUGAAGAGUUUACAGGUGUUGGAGCUGGAGAAGUCCCUGGGCAAGAUCUCCAACAUCGAGCUUUCGAGUGGUGAACGGUUGGACGUUUCCCUCAGCAAAGAGCGGGUGAUGGAGCUGCUGGAAGCUGAGCGUAAAGAGAGGGCCAUAGUGAGCUUUAAGAACGAGGAUCUCUUGAAACCAGAGAUCAAGGAUCUAAGACGUGAUUACGACACUUGGGGCAAGAGGGACAACGAGCUCAAGAGGUAUUUGGUUGACGACCUUGAGGCCAUGGAUAAGAAGGUGAAGGCCAUCGUCACGAAGGAGAAGUGGGCUGAUUAGUCUGGGCGUGAACUCCUAAUGUUGAGGUUGUAUAGCGUCUACGCGUAGUCUCUAAUUCAUGUAUAACCUAUGCCUUGAGUCCCCC
Williopsis jadinii is the source of this 792-nucleotide messenger RNA. RefSeq lists its product as uncharacterized. NCBI's taxonomy places the organism in Eukaryota, Fungi, Ascomycota, Saccharomycetes, Phaffomycetales, Wickerhamomycetaceae. The transcript has a single exon. The annotation marks the transcript as partial. The record is from RefSeq and is a predicted model, not a curated record.